This is a messenger RNA of Biomphalaria glabrata, 1774 nucleotides long. RefSeq names its product probable nuclear transport factor 2. The transcript is spliced from 4 exons. Gene Ontology annotation, cellular component: nuclear pore central transport channel. The record is from RefSeq and is a predicted model, not a curated record. NCBI's taxonomy places the organism in Eukaryota, Metazoa, Mollusca, Gastropoda, Planorbidae. Gene Ontology annotation, biological process: protein import into nucleus. Bases 131 to 520 code for a protein of 129 amino acids.
GAGAAAACCCUUUAGAGUUUCCGGUUAAUGGUACGGUGAUUCCGAAAGGCGGCGUAAAAACUUAUUUAAAGUGUUUGACACUUUUUUUGGAGAUUAUUAUAAGAUCUAAGUAUUUAUUUGAAACGAAAACAUGAACCCGAAUUUCGAUACUAUCGGAAAACAGUUUGUUGAGCAGUAUUAUUCUGUUUUUGAUCAAAAAGAAAUCAGAGGCCAAGUAGCUAUAAUGUAUCAUCCAACUGAUGCCUUGCUGACAUUUGAAGGGCAACAGUUUCAAGGUGUGGAUGCAAUAGCAGAAAAGAUGAAAACAAUACCUCUUGACAACAUGAUGAGACAAAUCACAACAAUAGAUUGCCAGCCAACAAUGGAUGGAGGUGUAUUAGUCAAUGUCAUUGGUCAACUGAAGAACAGUGCAGAAAACGACAAACCGCUGGGCUUCUCCCAGACAUUUGUGCUCAAGCCUGCCAACAACUCCUUUUUUAUCUUUCAUGACAUUUUUAGAUUGGUUAUACAUAAUAUGUAAUAUAUUCUCUGUAGAACCUAUUUGAUUUUUUAAACCAAUAUUUCAGUCUUUUUAAAACCCAACAACUACUAGUGUGUCUUGUAUAAGUUAAACAGUUUUUAAUUUUUUUUUUUACUUUUGUUUGCAUGUCUGCUUUUUUGGUUGCACAUCCUGUUAGCCUACUUGCCAGGUAUGAAAUUGAAAUCAAUGACUGGUCAAGCAACCAAGGUUAAUUAUUUAAUGAGGGGAAAACAAGUGGGAAGAAAAGGAACAAUUAGAAAAGCCAGUGUUGCUUUGAUUAGGCCUUUAGCUGCUUUAUGGACUAUUUUUUGUGUAUCAUAAAUUGAAAGAAAUGUUACUUGUUUGGAUGGGAAAAAAAGGAAGAUAGUUUCCAAAAUGUGUUUCUGAGCUCUGAUGUCCACCAAUGCAUUGUCUAGAGGGACAUCUACAGCUCAAGUUGGCAAAACUUGUCUGCAUCCAAUGUCACCUUUGUGACUUGUAAAUGAACAAGCAUUGGAUAAUUUGGAUUAUAUUCUAGUAUGCAUUUUUUUUUUUUUUUCAGAAUUUUGUACAAAGAUGUGUUUAAAUUGUUCAACUAACUUUUACACAGUUCAAAUUAAAAAUGAUUAUUGCAACAUAUUGUUAUUGGAUGGUUUCAUUUUAUCCUAAUUAUAACCUUAAGUAACUACACAUAAUAAAAAAAAAUAUGCCAUUUAGUAUUACAUUUGUUUGGUUUAAUAACCCUUUUUUUUUAAGUGAACUAAAUAGUAGGCCUAUCUUUUAUUGUUUGUCAAAAAGCUAAAGUUAUGAUAAAACAUCUUUUUAACAAGAUUAAUCUAUUUCUGAAAUGUAAAUAUAUACACUAUUGGUAUGUUAGAACAUUAAAAAAUUACUAGUAAUCAGUGUUGACCUCAAAUGAUUUAUUGGAUUUGUGCAUUUCAUGGAUUUCUGUCAAAUCACUAAGAUUCAGCAUAACAUUAGUCUUGUUAUGUACAGCGUGAUGAUGAUAACAUGUCUAAUUUUAAAUUAAGAACACUAUAUUUAGACAUAUUUUAGCCUAUCUCCAUGAACAUGACCUAUAUUUAGACUAAAUCUCAAUUCUUAUAUAUAUUUAUAUAUUGUGUUCACGGACUAGAAAUCAAUUAAUGUGUUUGCCUCUCAUUUAUUUUGUGAUGUGUUGGCCACAUUUGAUUCAUGAAUCAUAUUUUUCAUAUUAAUGGUUGUACAAUGUCUUGUGCUUGAGGUUUCAUAAUAAACAAACACUUAGACUUCAAA